AUGGACAACGUAUCCCAUUUUACCACUUUCACUCUUUCAGGACUGAAUGAAUCAGUCACAAAUAAAUAUAUCUAUUUUGCCCUAACACUUCUUUGGUACCUUGUGAUCAUUAUUGUUAAUUUGACAUUAAUUGCAUUAAUUCUUCUGGAGAAAACCCUGCAUGAACCAAUGUACAUCUUCCUCUGUAAUCUGUGUGUUAACGGACUGUAUGGAACUGCUGGCUUCUGCCCUAAACUCCUGGCUGAUUUUCUCUCUGACACUCAUGUCAUCUCAUACACUGGAUGUCUCCUCCAAACAUUUGUUAUCUUCUCUUACUCUUUGUGUGAAUUUACCAAUUUAACAGUGAUGGCCUAUGACAGGUAUGUGGCAAUAUGCAAACCCUUGCACUACAAUUCUAUCAUGACACCUCUAACUGUAGGCAAGUUAUUGCUUUUUUCUUGGAUUUUUCCCUGCUUUUCUGUGACAUUUACUAUUUUAUUGACUAUUGGGCAGCCAUUUUGUGGAAAUCACAUUGAAAAGCUCUACUGUGACAACUGGUCCCUUGAGAGACUAUUGUGUAAAUUCUCAACAGUGAGCAUUGUAUUUGGGCUUAUACAAAUGGCUUGCUUUAUAGCUCUUGUGUUAUUUAUUUUUUAUUCAUACAUAAAAUUAAUUGCUGCAUGCAGACGAUCUCAAGAAGACCGAAGUAAAUUUAUGCAUACUUGUUUACCACACUUGAUAACUUUCUUGAACUUUAUAAUUGCCACACUUUUUGAUACACUAAACACACGAUUUGGGGAUCAGGAAAUGUCCCAGAGUUUGAGAAAUUUAAUGUCUGUGGAAUAUCUGAUUGUUCCCCCUCUUUUCAAUCCCAUCAUAUAUGGUUUAAAGCUGAAUCAGAUCAGGAAAAAGGUGCUGAGAAUGCUGUGUAAUCAUAAGAUUGCUCAAAUCUAA
Messenger RNA from Lepisosteus oculatus (spotted gar), 933 nucleotides. Its product is annotated as olfactory receptor 13D1-like. Gene Ontology annotation, biological process: G protein-coupled receptor signaling pathway; detection of chemical stimulus involved in sensory perception of smell. NCBI's taxonomy places the organism in Eukaryota, Metazoa, Chordata, Actinopteri, Semionotiformes, Lepisosteidae. Gene Ontology annotation, cellular component: membrane. Gene Ontology annotation, molecular function: odorant binding; olfactory receptor activity; G protein-coupled receptor activity. The record is from RefSeq and is a predicted model, not a curated record.